Messenger RNA from Danio aesculapii, 5630 nucleotides. RefSeq names its product pleckstrin homology domain containing, family G (with RhoGef domain) member 2 (gene plekhg2). NCBI's taxonomy places the organism in Eukaryota, Metazoa, Chordata, Actinopteri, Cypriniformes, Danionidae. The transcript is spliced from 4 exons. The coding region runs from base 45 to 4667 and encodes 1540 amino acids. The record is from RefSeq and is a predicted model, not a curated record.
CUCAAGCUGGCAGUGAAGGGGAAUUGUGCCCACAGGCUGAUAGCAUGGGCUCUUCAGGCAGUACCAGUACUCUGGCAUCCUCAGUCAUUGAAGUUGAAUCUGGCCGUGAUGAUCUGGCCUUAUGUCAAGAUGAAGAUGAUAUGACACCACUCCCUCCACCACCGACACUAUCCAUUACUGAGGAAAUCAUGGAGUUUAUUAACCAGAGCCGUGUUCGGCAGGGCAUGACAGAGUUGACAUCUGAUGGGUGUCAGUUGAUUCCAGAGACCUUAGAAGUUCAGCCAUUGGAGGCACAGGAGUUAGAGGAAUCCAAACCACUUAUAACUGAGGUGGAUGAAAAUACACAUUCAAUCAUUAAUGUCCAUAGAUCCGAUGCAGAGAAAACUGAAUCAGUCCAAGACGAGGACAGCCAUCCAUCCUGUGAAGAAAAUAUUUCUCAACCACAUGAGCCGAAGGGAGUAUCACCAACACUGUACGUCUCAAAAGAGGAAAGUCAAUUAGAAGAGCUGACAUUCCAAGAGGCCAGUUAUAGUGAAUCAUGCAAACCAGAGACCAUAAGUGAAGGAGAGAAAGAUAAUGAGAACUCUGUUAGUAAAAGUGAAGAUAAAUCUGACAAAUCUGCAAAUGAGACCGCAUGUGAGGUCAAGUCACAUUGUCCUCUUAGUGAUACUACAGUGAAAGCAUCUGAAAGCUCUCCCAAGAUAGAACCUGAGCAAAAACUGACCAAAAGUGACAAGCAGAUUAUUGAGAAGAUUCGCAGCUAUUAUGAGGCAGCGGAGACAGGAGUUGAGGAAGGUCAGUCUACACGAAGAAACAGCUUUUCUCAUAUUCCUGCAGGAUUAGUGAAGGAUUCUGUAACACGAUUCAAUGUUUGUGUUCGUCAAGACAGUUUGGUUGAGUCUGAGAGUGGCCGCUCAGACACUGUUGACAAUGACUCAGCAUUUUCAAUACUCCCUGUAUCUGACCAAGCUGACCAAACAUUCAGCCAUCAGAAAUCUGUCGAUGCAGACAUUCCUCCCUCACAUUCAGAUGCUGACCAUCAAGUGGAAGAUAUUGACAGCAAGACCUCAGAGAAAAAGGAUGAAGGUGUUUGUGGUUUCAGUAUGAAAUUGUGGAAGGAGAAUGAAAGAACUGGCCAAGAGUCUCCAAGCAGUUUGAAAGUCCCCAUCUUAAGAGAGAACAGCUGUGGUGAACAUACAGAUGCUGCUGAGAAAAUGUCCGUAAAUUGCAUAACAACCCAAGUACAGCAUAAACACUCUGAGAGUUCACAAUGUGAUCCAGACACACCAGACACAUCUAAUCUGCAGGCCACAGAGACAGCAGAUGCAUCACUUCAAUGUGCAAGUAAAACUAGAUCUAGAAUGUCUUCUAAUAGAAGCCUGGAUAGCCUUCCCAGUCAGAUUAAAGUUGGAAGAUGGUCUCGUCAUGGCAAGGUGGUUACGUGUAGCCAAACCCUUUAUGAAGGAAUGGCUGAGGUACCAGAUUUAGGAUUUUUUGAGAGUGGACCAGUCAAUCAGUGCUUGGUGGAAAACUCAGAAAAGAUUUUAAAUAAAGUGCAAAUGCUUGCACGCAUGUACACUGCCAAGGCGAGCAGCAUGAAGGUACCGCUGCAUCAGAAAAAAACUCAAGUAAGUAGGGGAGCAUGGUCAGUGGAUAGAAAAGGGAGCACUUCACCCAAAUCUCAGCAAAUAAAGCUGCACCAGGGGGAUAUGAGGAUAAGCCAGUCUGCAGAAGAAUCGUCAGAAACUACACCUACUGAGCCUUUUGGUCAUAUCAUUUUAAGGGAGAAGCUGUCUACAACUUAUCACCAAGAAAAUGAUUGCAAUCUUAUUGGCCCGCUAGAUGAGAUCUCCGAAAUUGGAUCCAAUUCACUGUCUUUUUCUUCUGCCGAUUCCUCUUUCACUUCAGUUCAAAAACUAGCAACUGUUACAGAAUCACAGGUCUCUGUGAUAUCAGACCAUACAGACAGGUCAUUAGAAAUGACUGAGUCUAAACUACAUGAAAAAGAUCAAUCCGUACCACUUCCAGUUUACUCUGGAACUCCAGAAUCAGAAUUCCCAUCCAAAAUCUGUGGGUUGCCAUUGGUUGAGCAUGCUAGCAGUGUACUACAGUCCAUUCAGGAGAACCAUUUAGAUGUUGGGGACAAAUCAAAUCCAGUAUAUGGGAUUGCAGAAAGACAGGUAUUGCAAGAGGAUAAACCUGCUUUUGUGAACAAUUCUUGUCCAAUUAGUGAUGUUUUUAUUGACCCACUAGUCAAUAAACAUGUUGGUAAAGAGACUCACAGUGAGGAGAAAAUAGACUCUGUUGUACAGCACUGUGAAAGCAUAUUGUCCAUAGCUGAUGAACAAGAUGAAAUAGAUAAAGGACAUUUGAAAUCCAACCAGUCUGAUACUGAAAUGACCAACAUAGAGGACCUAACACAUAUAGUGUCCUCUGUUAUUAAAGAAAAUACAUGUCUUCCAUUACAUUCAGCUGCCUCCUUAAAAAACUGUGUUCCAUCCACUUUGAUAAUCUCUGAGGAAUCAAAACCUUUAGCCCAGGUGAAGGAUUCAACUAGCCUUGCACAUCUGGUGCCUCUUCUUGGUUCAUGUGGCAAGUGUAGUCCACAGGAUGAUGAAUCUAAAGAAGACAUUAAUUCAAAGACUUUGAGCCCAUGCUCAACCCCACUUGGUGGACCUCUUUUAGAUGAGCUUCCAAGGUUUACAAAUCAAAGACCCUCCAAUCUGCCUUCCACCACAGGAGCAAGAAGUCCCUUUAUAAAUUGGAAUUCAUCAUCUCCAAUUGCUCAAAGAGUGCCAUACACUUCACUGCAGACAGAGGAUCACAUUCAAGAUGCUACUUCUUAUGGCCUUUCUCCUCACAGGCAAUAUUCAUCCCAGGCUUUUAAUGAUAAGUCUUCAAUCACUCCCUUGGGUAGUAAACAUAAAUUAGAUACAAAACCACCCUCUGCCUUUAGCCCAAGUCUCCGAAUGAGGUCACCCUCUCCAAUUAGGAGUACACAGAGCUCCAGACCUACUUCAACAACCUCAGCUCUUACGAAGUCUCUUGCUGCCUCCUGCAUCAGUCAGACAAUUUCUCAAAGCAUGGCCAAGAGAGGUGCACAUAUUCAGACUGUGUCCACACCUGUAAGAUCCUCUCCUCUACCCACAUCUUCCGUAAGACUAAGGACGCCAUCACCAAAACCCAUCACCUUGGACUCAAAUAUGGAGUCAGGAUUUAGGAACAUAUCCAGCACUGGGGUGGGAAGUCAACCCCCAAGGUCUUGUCCAUCCCCAUUCAGAUCCAACAGUCUUCGAUCUAGUCCAGCAACAGUCCAGUCCCCUCCUCCUUAUCGUAGCCAAAGGUCAAUAUCUCCAGCACCUCCAGUUAGCCUCCAUUCAGCUCCAUCUAUUAACAGCCCAACUUCCACUGCUCUUGAACAGCCUUCGUUCAGCAGUUUAAAUUGUAAUAAUAACAAUAACAACAGCUUAAGUAAUAAUGGGUGGGCCACUAACAACAACAAAACAGCACCAUCAGCUGUAAGUGGACUGCCUCAUUUCCAUGAUUCUCAACGAACAACCUCGCACAAUAGGGUGGCUCGUCCUUUCCCAUCCUCUGAGCCUAGUUCUCGUGUACAGUCCCCUUCAAUUUGCCUCCAAUCUCCAAUCACCCGAAUCUGCUCUCCUCCACCUGCUCCCAGCCAUUCCAGUCAUCUGGUAACAAAGCCACCAAACCCUAGAGCAUCCAGACAAGGUGGCUACUUUACACCUUUAUCUUUGGAAAUCUCAAGAUCAACAUCAGCUUGUUCAAUAUCUCCAUGCGGGAGUCCCAGAAUCACCUCUCCUCCCCCUAUUGGCAUUCCUAUAAAUGUUUGGGGCUUUGCUCAUCCACAACCAAGGAAUCCCUUAGUAACAAGUGCAUCUUCUCAUACAAAAGUGGAAACAAACUCUACACCGAGAGGCUCUGGAAUCAUCUCGCCCACUCCAACAGGAUCAUCAUCCUAUUCAGCCAACUCUCAGAGUCAAAGGAGGUUACGAGGAACCAGUUUGCCCUUUGUUGCUAUAGGGGAUAGCCUUCCAAGUCCAACUAGACACGAACGCAGAUCUUGGGCUGAAAGUGGACGAUGGUCAGUGGGUUCAGAUCUGGGUUUAAUAAGUCCUCAGGGGGGUUCAUACAGUGGUAGCCCAUCUUCUGUUAGCCCUGGUCCUCUUUCACCAGUCAGACUAACAGCCGAAAGGACAAGCGGAAAACACUUUACAGGCAUUUCCUGGCCAGAUGUACAUGAUCUGUUGAUUAAAUACACAGAGCCCAAUACUGAAGCAAAUGCUUUAUCUUGCACCGAGAUAGAGCCAGAUGACAUAGAGGGUACAGAACCAACAUGUCGGAGUACUCUUAUCUGUCCAUACGUUGCUCCAACCAGCCCCAUCGAGAGAGACACUCCCAUUCAGUGCCACACCGAGGUUAAAACAGAAGACUGUGUUCCUAAUCAAGGGUCUAAAACAACAUUAAAGACCAGUUAUGCCACCACUGUCAAUUUGCAGAUUGCUGGGAGUGGGAGGAUAGCAUCCUUUAGCAAUGCACAAGUCAGCCUGACUCAAACUCUGACCCCUGUGGCAGACAGCCAGAGCAAGAGAAGGGUCAGCAUCAAUAGCUGCAACUUCUCUAUGCAAAACUGCAAAAGGCUUUGAGUUUUGAGUGAUGAAUUCUGAGCUCUAGGAUGGUGCCUCAUUUUUCAAGACACUUUAUCUGGCACUUUAGCAUGUAGCAGAGAAGUCAGCUUGGAGAUCCGGGUCCACUUCACUCAGAUAAACAAAAUUAACAGAUGACAAAAUACGGGUGUCAGUUAGUUAAUACUAUGGUCAGUCAUGUCAUUUAAUUAUUAUAUUUUUUAACCUACAUCCCUAAUUCCUGGCCAAGAUACCAGUAAAACAUCAAUGAAUUGACAGCAUUGUUAUGUUUAGUUUUUGCUUUUAAGACUCUGUAAUAUGCAAAUGUAUUAUAUAUAAUUGAACUAAAGCCUCUAUCAUUAAAGGCUUUCAGUUGGCUGUGAUAUAUAAAGAACUUAUUUAUGAAGUAGUGGUUUUCUGGCACUUAACUUCUUGUUUUUCUUUGUUUUGCACAUUUUUCUCGAGUGUGGUCCAGACGUGUCUGGAAAACAGCGUGUUUCAGACAAAACAUACCUUUUUAUUGCCAGUGUUUAUAAAGAUUUGGUUAAUAAAACAAGGGAGCAUGAAUCGCUGCUUUGAAUGAUGUUAAAACAAACAUCAAAACAUCUGAUUUGAUACUCUGCUUUGAAGAAAAUGUUUGCUGCACGUUGAUAAAGCAUUCCUUCAAGCCAAAGAAAAAACAAAAAACAAGGUGAUGCUGAUCAAAUGGAUUCUUGAUUGUGUUUGGAUUUUUAGAGUGUUUUUAAAUGUAAUAUAUUGCUGAUUUCUUUUAAUUGUCACAAUCAGUUAAUGCUUAAGCCAGUUAAAUGUAUAUCUCAGAUUUGUGCCUUUAUGUUCCGCACCCUGCCUGCCACACGUGCAAAAGAAAAGAAAUGUUAAAAGUCUGCUAUCUGUACUUAAUCUCAAAAAAAUGUAUGAUUGUCACACUGUAUGGACAAUGUGCCCUUUGUUACUUGUAUCUAAAUAAAAGCUGUGUAAUAUAAA